UGCCAGCAGCCGGGGGUUCCGACCGCCCCGGCCCUCGGCAUCACCCCUGGCACACAGCCCCGGCAGCGAGAGCGUUGGCGGCGGCCGCAGGCUGCCAGAGUUCGGCCAGCGGCCUCGGGGAGUCCGGGCGGGGGGGUGCCGGCUGCCGCUGGGCGAAAGCCGCCACCGCCGCCACAGGCAUCUGGAAGGUUCUGGCUCGUCCGUCCCCCCUCCGCCCUGGCCCUCUCCCCUCCGCCCUCCUGCCCUAUAAAUGCGGGCGUCAGCACGGAGAUAUCGACGGCAUUGAUAGUGCGGGGUCAUGCUGGGGGCCUGGCUUGUGCUCUUGGGGGGCCUGGCACUGGGCUGCCGGAGCGAGAGAGCCUUUCUAAAGCGUGCGGAUGACAGCACCGGGCGUUGUACCUACUCCUUCACGGUGGCCAGCCCCGUCGAGGCCGCCUGCCCCAAUGCCGGCGGCGGGCCCGAGCUGCGGGCAGAGCUGGCGUCCCUCGCCGCACGCCUGAGCCGGCUGGAGAGCCGGGAGCGGGGCGCGGGGGGCUCGGGGCCACGCGGGGUUGAGGCGGGAGGAGCACGGGACUCCCAGCAAGCAGCCCCGUCCGGUGGCCUGGAGGACUCUUAUGGCGAGCUGCUUCGGGCCAAGUCCCGGCUGGAGGAGGAGAAGGGGCGGCUGGAGCUGGAGAACGCAGAGCUGAGGAGGCGGCUGGAGAGCAGCGCCCAGGAGAUUACCCGGCUGCGGGCCACCCGCUGCUCCCCCGGCGGAGAGGAGCCUGACCGCGAAGCCCUGCGUGUCCCCGGCAAAGCCCCUCGCUGGAACCCACAGCCCCUCACAUACCAGGAGCUGCAGUCAGAGAGGACAGAGGUUCCCGCAUCCCGGAUCCUGGAGGAAACUGCACUUGGCCGCCCGGGGACAGAGGACUCAGGCUGCGGUGAGCUGGUGUGGGUUGGGGAGCCUGUUGUCUUUGGCCAGGCAGACUCCAUCGCUGGCAAGUACGGUGUGUGGAUGAAGGACCCCGAGCCCGUGCCCCCCUUCACGCGGGAGACCACCUGGCGCGUGGACACAGUGGGCACAGAGGUGCGCCAGCUCUUCCAGUACGAGGCGGCUGAGCAGCUGGCCCAAGGCUACCCUACCAAGGUUCACAUCCUGCCGCGGCCCCUGGAGAGCAACGGCGCUGUCAUCUACCGCGGCGGGCUCUUCUUCCAGCCCCGCCACUCCCACGCCGUGGCCCGCUACGACCUGCGGACAGAGGCCAUCACGGCCGAGAAGGAGAUCCCUGGUGCCGGCUACCAUGGACAGUACCCCUAUGCUUGGGGGGGCUACACCGAUAUUGAUCUGGCCGUGGAUGAGACGGGGCUCUGGGUGAUCUACAGCACCGAGAAGGCUCGGGGGGCCAUCAUCCUCUCCAAGCUGGACCCCAAGACACUGGAGAUCCAGCAGACCUGGGAGACCAACAUCCGCAAACGGGGAGUGGCCAAUUCGUUCAUCAUCUGUGGCACCCUCUACACCAUCAGCAGCUACUCAGCGCCCAAUGCCACCAUCAACUUUGCCUACAACACAACCACUGGCACCAGCCGGGCCCUCAGCAUCCCCUUCAAGAACCGCUUCCGGUACCUCAGCAUGGUGGACUACAACCCCACCGAGCGGCAGCUCUUUGCCUGGGACAGCUUCAACAUGGUCACCUACCCCAUCCGCCUCUCCCAGGUGUGAGCCGGGGCCGUGUUGGCUCAGCCCCUCUGACCCCUGUAUGUGCCUCAGCACCCUGCUUUGCUCCCCAGCUCCCCCCAGCACGGCCAGGAGUGCCUCCUCAGCCAGCCCUAGGCAAUGGUGGGGGCCACACGCUGCUCAGCCACAGCAUGAUGGGGCCACCAACAUCCCCAGUGGCACCUCCGGCGGCAGCCCACUGUGUGUGAGUGCAGUGGGGAGAAAUUAAGUGCUUCUCUAGAACCUGGUCAAGCCACUGGAGCGUCUUUCUGGGUUUUGAAUGAACCACUCCUGCAUCCUCUGGGAGCAGCCAUGCUAAGCCCCCUGAAUCUGAGGAGGGAGGGCUCAGGCACAGUGAAGACUGGGCAAGGCAGUGGUGGAGGUAGGGAGAGGCUGUCUGGGAAGGUCCCACCUUAUGAAUAAAAGCUUUCCCUGGUUGCAAGCAGCAA
Pezoporus occidentalis (night parrot) is the source of this 2145-nucleotide messenger RNA. It is a transcript of the gene MYOC, whose product is annotated as myocilin. Gene Ontology annotation, biological process: osteoblast differentiation; signal transduction. The record is from RefSeq and is a predicted model, not a curated record. The coding region runs from base 299 to 1702 and encodes 467 amino acids. Gene Ontology annotation, cellular component: Golgi apparatus. The transcript has 3 exons. Lineage: Eukaryota; Metazoa; Chordata; Aves; Psittaciformes; Psittacidae.